GAGUUUUCUUCCUUUUCACCGCUCGUUGGGAUUCGGGCGAAGGACCUUCUGGGCGGACGAUUGUUUGGGGAGCAUGUCCUACCCCGGAAACUCCAUGGGACUGGGAUAUAUGCCGCCCCAUUGACCCCCCAAAGCACCCCUGGCCUGAUCGGCAAAUAUGGCAGUCCCAUGGAUUGUUUGGGUGAACCCACCAUGAUGUUCUCUACUUCGAAGCGUGGCACGCGUGGUGCGAUGGAGAGGGUGAACCACGAAAGAGCGGAUUGGUCCUGUGAAGUAAGCAAGCUAUACAUGCCAGGACCGAUGGGGUGGUCAACAGAGACCCUUGAAGUGCCUGGAAACUGAAAGUCUGAUUCAUCCUUAUUCAUGGACACCCCGUAUACGGGGUCUAGGUAUGCCUCGCCUUCAUGCCGAAGCCUCCUGCUGGUCCGAACAUCCACCUCAGUUGGCUGUAGCCUUGGAUCCAGUUGUGAACGGUAGAAUUUCGCCAUGGCAACUUGGCGCAGGCAGCGACUUUGCCUGGGCUUCAUCCUGGUGCUUUUCUCGGUCAAGUUGGCCACUCCCUUUGUUUCAGCUCCGCCAGGGCUUUCACUGAGGGCCUCCUACCUCUCCCAAGCUCGACAUCGAAGCAGUGUGAUCUGUCGGGAACGGCUUCAGGAUCUUCCGGGCUUUGGCAUGAUCAGCACUGAGACUGAGACGGUGAGGUACGAGGACUCAAACUUUCUCAAUCUCUAUUUGCGCUAUUUGAAUGAUCGGGAACCACCCUCUCAGGAGGAGGUGGAUGAGGGGUUGGAGAACCUUGGACUGAUCACGUUGAAGCAGCUUGAGGAGGAGAACGGGAGUCAUCCGGGCAUGCUGAAAGCACAGAAACUGGGCGUGGCAGCCAAGGCCGUAUGUCUAUACACUUCGGAUUAUAUUUACGAAGAGCUGGCUGCUGCUUUGCGCGAGGAUUGCUACGAAGAGCUGCAGGACUUCAUGCCGCUCAUCAGGGCAAUCAACUGCUACAUCUUUUCCAAGGCAGAGCGAAUUCCUCGUGUGACCCAUCGGGGCAGCCAUGUGCAGCCCGAUGUGCUUGAGGACCUAGAGCCAGGAAGCUCCUUCCAUGUGCCGUCUUACUUGUCAACCUCAGAAAGUGAGGAGGUGGCAAAAGAGUUCGCAGAUCCCUACAUGGUGAAGCUCAAUUUGCCACCAGGAUACGGGCGCAGCAUAGCAGAUGUGAGCUUGCAACCACAGCAGAAAGAGGUGCUCCUUCCACCGUACACGUGCGUGACAUUGAAGCGCAAAGAAAAGGGUGUCCUCGAGUGCGAUGUGAAAGUUGCGCCUUUCCGCAAUACCGUCUAUGCUCAUGCCUGGAACGCGGUGCAGUCGGCUGCGAAGACGCCACUGCCCACAGGUUCAAAAACCGGGAUGUACCUCAGCAACUCCUAGACUUAGAAUAAGAUCAAGCUGCAUUGAUUUUGUGGUGCAUGCAGGAGGAGAAAGGUCGUGCUCGACCAAUCCGAGCCG
Messenger RNA from Durusdinium trenchii, 1503 nucleotides. NCBI's taxonomy places the organism in Eukaryota, Dinophyceae, Suessiales, Symbiodiniaceae. The record is from the annotation of a GenBank genome assembly.